Messenger RNA from Saccostrea cuccullata (small rock oyster), 696 nucleotides. RefSeq names its product DNA damage-regulated autophagy modulator protein 2-like. The transcript has 6 exons. NCBI's taxonomy places the organism in Eukaryota, Metazoa, Mollusca, Bivalvia, Ostreida, Ostreidae. The record is from RefSeq and is a predicted model, not a curated record. Bases 25 to 696 code for a protein of 223 amino acids.
CCACAGAGGGCGAUUUUUGCUCAAAUGGUGACCAUUGGCUCAGUUUUAUACGGUAUGUGCUGCGUACUGAGGUACCUCUCCCUCAAAGUGGACCUUGUCUCCUUCUCCGUCCCAAAAACCUAUCAUUGGCUGAACAUCGUCUGUCUGUGUGUAGGCCUGCUGGUCAGCUUAGGAAACACAUUACUAGGAAACUUUCCAACAGAUGGUUACAACAGCUAUUUCAAGGGUCCUCACUAUGUCGGAGCUGCAAUGGCGUUUGUUGGCGGCGUAGUGUACGGCUGGAUACAGACAAGGUUGUCAUGGUUACUGGACUUAAAACAAAGAAGAACAAGCAGGAUACAGCUGGUACUCAUGAUCUGGACUACAGUGGCCCUUUUGACAUUCGGGAUAUCAAAAGUAGUUUAUGAGGUACAGAAAUCUAAAGGCUACGGAUCAAAAGAGGACUCCUUACGUGACGUGUACUUGGCAUCUACCGUAACGGAGUGGAUCCUGGCUUUCAGCAUCGCUGGCUUUCCUAUGACCUUUAUACGGGACUUCAAGGCUUCGACUCUGAAGAGUCCCAGGAUAUUCAGGCGUGAAUGUACAAAACAAUUCCAUUAUGUACGUAAAGGAACUCGACAAUAUUUGUUUAUUAUUCAGAGAUUAAGUUUUGUUUUUGGAGAUGGUAAAAGAGAAGAGAAAGAUCCUUUCUAUUAA